Nakaseomyces glabratus is the source of this 1830-nucleotide messenger RNA. RefSeq names its product forkhead family transcription factor FKH1 (gene FKH1). Lineage: Eukaryota; Fungi; Ascomycota; Saccharomycetes; Saccharomycetales; Saccharomycetaceae. The record is from RefSeq and is a predicted model, not a curated record. Gene Ontology annotation, molecular function: protein binding; RNA polymerase II cis-regulatory region sequence-specific DNA binding; DNA-binding transcription factor activity, RNA polymerase II-specific. Gene Ontology annotation, biological process: regulation of transcription by RNA polymerase II.
AUGGAUGAGGGUCUUGAUCUUUCGUUGAUACCUUCAACAUUAAGAGAUGAUUUACUCAGGACGAUCAUUUCAUCUUUAUAUGAGCCAGAAAAAACCGCAGUCGCAAGGCAAUACGACAAUCAAACACUCACAGCAGAGGAUAAUAAACCACACAGCAAUCACAAGGCUAAGCUUGUAGGUAGAUCGUGGACUUUCCGAUUAAAGAGUGACUCAGUGACAAUUGGUCGUAAUACAGACACCUUUAACAAUACGUUCAAUUGGAGCACUAGGGCUGGACUUGAUAUUGAUUUGGGGCCCUCAAAAACAGUAUCAAGAAAUCAUGCAAAGAUAAAUUUUGAUGAAAGAAAUGGUAAAUGGGUGUUUACUUCAUUGGGCCGUAAUGGUGCAAAAAUAAACGGUAAAAGGGUUAAACCAACAGAUGCGGAAAGUUCUGUUUCAGUUAGUAUUUCAAACGGCGCACUUAUUGAAGUCGGUGGUGUAGAUAUGAUGUUUUUGGUGUCAGAUAUGUAUCCAAAAUAUACCCAAAAAACCUUGGAUGUAAUAGCUACAAGGCUAUUUAAGCAUUACAAACUAGAAUCAGAGCCAAUUAAUGUGGUCGAAAAUCCAUUCACAUGGGGUAUAAUAAGAUACUCAAAAUAUUACAAUUCUAGAGUACGAGAUGAGUUAAAAAUUAAGGAAGGAACCGUUCCAGUACAAAAAUUGAAGCUAGAAAUUGAAUUAGAGAAAAUCAGAGAAUCCAACAAAAAAAAGGAAACUCAGGAGUCAAAUGUUGAUAGAAGCUUACCGCUGCAAGAGGAAGGAUCUGGUGACCACAGCUCUCAUACCGAUAAGGAAAAGCUCCCCAAAGACUCCAAUAUCAUCCCUAAACAAGAGACUGUCCAUGACAACGAUGUAACAAAGACUAAGGGAAAUGCAGUGACUGAUACUGAAAUGCAUGUUUCCCAGGAAACGGACAAUUUUCAGAGUUCGAUAAUUGAACCUCCAAAAGAAAUCUCGAAAACUAGCUUCUAUACUAAAUAUGAUGUGUCUAAGUCUGAUACACCUGUAAGUGAUGAAAUAAGUGGUAAUAGUAAAAAUUUGAAAAACAUACGAAGUCUUGAUGAAACAGGUACGACAACAAACAUUGACGGCGAAACAGCAGUAAACUCUAAGAGACAACAUGAUAAUGAUAUACCUGAUGAACGGACUAUAAAGCAACCGAAGUUUGAUGUAUCAAGACUGCAGAAGGAGCUAAACUCAAAUUCAAAGGCAUUAGGUGACAAGAAUGAAGCAAAUGCUUCGGUUAAUCCUGACGUAUCAUUCGCUGACAAAGCAGUCAAAGAUGUGAAAUUAAUAACUGACAGAAGAAUUUUAUCUGAUAAUAGGAACGGCACUGCCAAACCAAAAGAUUCAUAUGCCACACUAAUCACCAAAGCCAUUUUAUCGUCUCCAAGUGGUGAGAGAACACUAAGUGAAAUUCUAAAAUAUAUCAGUGAUGAAUAUCCUUAUUUCAAAACGUCUACAUUGGACUGGCCAAAUUCAGUGAGACAUAAUCUUUCCGUAAAUAAGAAAUUUGAAAAGAUCAGUAAAAGAGCCAAUGCUAUAGGAAAAGGUAAUAACUGGAGAAUUUCACUCGACUAUCAACAAGAGUUUUUGCAGAAAUGGAAAAAAGGCACUUUAAAAUUUAUGAAGAAAACAGAUGCCGUCGAUCGACAACUGUUGCUAUAUAUCUCAAAGCAUGGUGAUCUCCCUAGAAGACAGGCACCAGAUGAUUCGCCAAAACGCAUCACAAUCCAGAGCAUGUCUGAAGCACCUGGCUCAAAAAAACUAGAAAGAACAACCAAAUUAUGA